Nasonia vitripennis (jewel wasp) is the source of this 5172-nucleotide messenger RNA. RefSeq names its product insulin-degrading enzyme (gene Ide). The coding region runs from base 683 to 3733 and encodes 1016 amino acids. The record is from RefSeq and is a predicted model, not a curated record. Gene Ontology annotation, cellular component: mitochondrion; cytosol. The transcript has 13 exons. Gene Ontology annotation, biological process: peptide catabolic process. Gene Ontology annotation, molecular function: metal ion binding; metalloendopeptidase activity. Lineage: Eukaryota; Metazoa; Arthropoda; Insecta; Hymenoptera; Pteromalidae.
ACCUAACCUCAAAAUCAACAAAACAUUACACACGAUGUGUUUAUCAGUCCAUGAGAUGAGUCACGUAGCCUAAUUCGGCUCUACGAUCUCGUACCAGAAUAAAUUGAUCCUCGAAAAAAAUUUCCCCUCAAAAAUAAAUCGCUGUAUAUACCUUUAUACCCAUAACCUCACUCUCCAAAACACACAGCGAUUCGCGAAUCACUCGCACACGCGCCAUCCGCGCAGGAGCCAGCUGAAAUCGAAUUUCACGUGCCCCACUUUUUUAUUCACAUUCCUCUUUAAACUGUCCGAAUAAUAUAGGGCACACCAGCAGCGCAAAGUUCGCGCUUCGCGUUGCGACGACAGUGCAGUGAGUAUUCGAUCGCUGCUUCGCGACAGUCCGUGUCUAUCUAUAUAGGUAUAUAAGUAUAUCUCGUGCGUAUGCGCGGUGGUGGCGUAUGUUUACCUUGAUUAUUAUUACUCGCAGUCGCGAUCGACGUGGUAGUGGGAAAAAAAACUCGACGCACGUAAAUGUACAUACUGUAGUCUCUCGUUUGGCAGUAGCUGCAGUUCCGCACUCUUGUUUCCUCGUCCUGGAUCGUCGUGUUUUGGCAAGGCAGCCUCGUUUUUUUCGCACAGUGAUGCGAAGUUUUUCAGUUUGAGAUAACUGUGAGUGUAACUAUUCAGGAAUCGAAGACAGACAAUGGCUUCGUUGCACCAAAACAAGCCCUCGCAGUCUGUAGACUCCGUUGCUGCGCACAAGUCCACAGAAAUUAUGUCACCCAUAACAAAACAUCAAUCAAAGGAGCCGACACGCUAUAAUAAUAUAGUGAAGUCACCCAACGAUAAAAGGGACUAUAGAGGGCUGAUUUUGCAUAAUAAAUUGAAAGUAUUACUCAUAAGCGAUCCUAUGACUGAUAAAAGUGCUGCUUCUCUAGAUGUUAAUGUUGGUUACCUAAGCGAUCCAAAAGAACUGCCUGGUCUUGCUCACUUUUGUGAGCAUAUGCUCUUUCUGGGCACAACUAAAUAUCCAGAGGUAAACGACUACAAUCAGUAUUUGUCGCAAAAUGGAGGAGCUAGCAAUGCUGCCACGUACCUGGACCACACAAACUAUUACUUUGAUGUCAAUCCUGAUAAACUGGAAGGCGCACUUGAUAGAUUUUCACAGUUUUUUGUAUCACCUCUGUUUACCGAGUCUGCUACAGAGAAGGAAAUAACUGCUGUUCAUUUGGAACACGAAAAAAAUAUAGCUAAUGACACUUGGAGAAUGGAUCAGCUGGACAAAUCAUCAGCUGAUCCCAGUCAUGCGUACUCUAAAUUUGGAACAGGAAGCAAAGACACAUUGGAAGUCAUACCAAAGCAAAAGAAUAUUGAUGUGCGACAGGAGCUACUUAAUUUCCAUAACACUUGGUACUCAGCAAAUAUCAUGGCUUUGAGUGUUCUUGGAAAAGAAAGUUUGGACGACUUGGAGAAAAUGAUCGUAGACAUGUUCUCGGACAUCGAUAAUAAGAACGUUGAAGUGCCUAAGUGGCCUGCUCAUCCUUUCACAGAUGAACAUUUCAAAACGAAAUGGUUUAUUGUACCCAUAAAGGACAUUAGGAAUCUCAACAUCACGUUUCCCAUUCCAGACAUGCAAGAGCAUUUCCGAGCAGCACCUGUGCAUUACUGGUCACAUUUGCUAGGACACGAGGGAAAAGGCUCGCUUCUGUCAACAUUAAAGGAAAAGGGCUGGUGCAAUUCCCUGGUUUCAGGCAAACGUUCAUCAGCUAGAGGUUUCGACUUUUUCAGCGUUUACGUCGACCUCACCGAAGAAGGAAUUCUCCACGUCGACGACAUCGUCACGAUGACCUUUCAGUAUAUCAACAUGUUGAAAAACGAAGGACCAGUCGAGUGGAUUUUCGAAGAGUACAGCGACAUAGCGAAAAUGAACUUCCGCUUCAAGGAGAAGGCCUCGCCACGCAGCUACGUGAACGUCACUGUUCAAUCUUUACAGGAUUAUCCAAUCGAGGAAGUACUGAGUGCGUCACGACUCUUCACCCAAUGGCGACCCGACCUCAUCAAUGAACUCAACAACUACCUCGUGCCGGAAAAGAUUCGAGUGCAGGUAGUAGCCAAGGCGUACGAGGCCAAUGCUGACAGCGUCGAGCCCUGGUACGGCACCAAGUACAAAAAGGAGAAGAUUCCGGAGGACCUGAUUCAGCGCUGGAACAAUGCUGGAACUGAUGAGGCUUUCCAGUUGCCUGAGAAGAACGAGUUCAUACCCACCAAGUUUGAUAUUAAGUCCAUCGAAAAAGCGGAAAAGUUCCCUACGAUCAUAGAAGACAAUCCGUUUAUCCGCACUUGGUUCAAACAAGAUGACGAAUUCCUUCUGCCGAAAGCUACUAUGACGUUCGAUUUCGUGAGUCCUCUAACCUACAUCGAUCCAAUCAGCAGUAAUAUGACCUACAUGUUCGUCCAACUAUUCAGAGACUCUCUUAAUGAAUACGCCUACAGUGCAGAUUUAGCUGGUCUGAAGUGGGAACUGAGUCACAGUAAAUACGGAUUAAGCUUGAUAAUAGCUGGCUACGACCACAAGCUAGUCGUGUUGCUGAAUAAAAUUCUGGAUCGAAUGGUCAACUUCACCAUCGACGACAAGAGGUUCGCGAUAUUGAAGGAAAACUACAUCAGAGGUCUGAAGAAUUUCGAAGCAGAACAGCCUUACCAGCAUGCAGCGUAUUACCUGGCAGCGCUUAUGUCUGAGCAAGUCUGGGUGAAAAAUGAACUCUUGAAUGCCUGCUCCAUGUUGACUGCGGACCGAGUCAGACAAUUCAUACCACUGCUUAUGAGUAAAAUGCAUAUUGAGUGCCUCAUCCACGGUAACAUCACCAAAGCGGAAGCUCUAAAGACAGUGAAAAACGUUGAGUCGAAGCUGAUUUCUUCUGUCAAAGACUUGACUCCGCUUCUUCCCAAACAGCUAGUAUUGUACCGUGAACUGGAAUUACCAAACGGCUGCCACUACCUGUACGAAGUGGACAAUAAGCACCAUAAGAGUUCUUGCACGCAAAUCUAUUAUCAAAGUGGUAUGCAGUCAACCGAGAGCAACAUGCUGCUUGAACUUUUCACGCAAAUCAUCUCCGAGCCGUGUUUCAAUAUUCUGCGUACAAAGGAACAACUGGGUUACAUCGUAUUCAGUGGCAUCCGCCGAACGAACGGCGUUCAGGGUCUCCGUAUAAUCGUCCAGAGCAACAAGCAUCCACAGUUCGUCGAAGAGAGAAUCGACGCGUUUAUGGAGUCCAUGAAAGACUACAUCACCAACAUGUCCGACGAGGAAUUCAACCGGCACAAGGAAUCGCUUGCGACGCAACGGCUCGAGAAGCCCAAGAUGUUGACUUCGCAGUCCGGCAUCUACUGGAAUGAGAUAUCAAUGCAGCAGUACAACUUCGAUCGUGCGAACGUCGAGGUCGCAUAUCUGAAGACGAUCUCCCGUAGCCAAAUUAUUGAUUUCUACAAGGACGUGGUACACUCGGAGUCGCCGCAGAGACACAAGCUGAGCAUUCACGUAGUGUCAACGGCGGAAGGCGGCGCAGCAGCCGAAGACGUGACGUCGUCAACGCCGAGCGCAGAGGAGACAAAGAAGACGCUCGAGCAGGCGGAGCAGCAGCCUGCACGCAUCCAAGACAUCUUACAAUUCAAGACGAGUCACCCGCUUUAUCCGCUAGUCAAGCCCUUCAAUAAUGUGCCGCGCAAGGGUACGCAGCAGCAGUCCAAACUCUGAACGACCUUUGACGCUUAGAAGGACUCUGCUAAUGGUGCCUUAGACUCUCUCCAGACGAAGAUGCUUGAAUCGUCACGUGGUUCUUCGGCUGUGCCCUUGACAGGGAUAGCAGAUGAAUUGUCGAACAAUUAAACUGUUUGAGAGAUGAAAUCAUUGUUGUUUUUUUUUCAGAAAAAAGUAGAUUUUUCUUGUAUUCUUCUGCAAGGGCACUAAUCUGUUUUUAUUGUAUGAGUGAAUUUGAUCUCUAACGAAUCGUCAGAAAAAACAUCACAAAAUAUUCUAAUUAAUUUUAUUUUAAUAUUUAGCUGCAAAUAAAUCUAGAACUAACGUAAUGAAAAGAAAGCCAAGCUAUUACUAAUAAGUUUAUGUAGGUAGCGUAUGUAUCAAUUAUGCAUGAUUUGGUUCGUUAGAUAUUUAAGAGCUGGUUUAAAUCAGGCGCAAGAAAUGUGUAAUCUAAAAGAAAGCUGGAAAUUGUAGAUAAUAAAAAUAUAAACUGAAUAUAAAAAGGUGAUUGGUGCGUCAAAUGAAUUCUACAUUAUGCAUCAAGUUACGUGAAUGGAUACUAUUUUAAUUCAAGUUUUUACAAAACUGUGAAACAAUAUGUGAUCAAUUAUACAUCUAUCAACGAUUAUUAUAUUUUCAUAGUGCGUGAAAUUAAAUAUUACAUUUCGUGCUUUUACGUAUUAACGUUUGUAUACAUAACUAUAAUCUUAUGUGUACUUAGAGGUGAAGGUGUUCAUUGUUCUCUGUACUAUAAAGCUGUAAUUUAGUAAAUCCCAACAAAUGGGAUUCAAAUAUUUAAUUACAUAACGUGCAAGAUUUUACAAUCGAGCUACUGUUUUGAAUAGUAGCUUCGAUGAAUUUCCUUGAAAUCAUUAGAAAAACAGAGUUCCAAUAAAUUUAUAGCAAUUUUUAAUGAAUAAUUUUAUUAUAUUUUGCCCCUUAUCAUUUAAAUUUUCGUAUUGUGCACAGAAGAGUGGUUUGACAUAUAUUCUCGCAAUACUGCAUUUAUUCGUUAUUCGUUAAGUUGCGCAACGUAAAAAGUUUGCUAUCGACAGCCAUUUUUAUUUAUCAAUACAAAACAUGAACCAGUCUCGAGAGAUCUAGAGUCCAAAGCAGUCCAUGUGUCAGACAAAUAACUGUAGUAUUCAAAAAGUUAUUUAGCAACGCUUGUUCAAUAUGAGUAAUUUUAUUGUGCUGCUUGGCGUUGUUUGUUUCGCGGUAUUUUUUCUCGGGGCAGUUUCCGCAAUAGAUACAGCUUUAAAAUCCACUUACAAAGGCCCACGUGUAAACGAUCUAAGAGUAGUUUGCGAACGACAGUGCGACAAUAUAGAGCAGUGGCGGACGCAAUUUUGUUUGGAAAACUGCCAGCAGCUAUUGUAGUAUAAUAAUGCGGUUGUAAGAAGGAAAACGAAUAAAUUGUUCGUAUAUAACUAGAA